GGGCCGCGCCGCGCGGGGGCGGGAGCGGGGAGCUUGUCGGAGGAUGAGGAGGGCGAGCGGAGCCCCGGCUGUGGCUCGCGGCGGGGCCCGGAGCGCCGCACGGCCUCCCGGGGAGAGCUCGGCCCUCGCACCUCGCCCGGUGCGGGCCUCGGCCCUCACCUCAGCGGCGGGUCGGUACCGCCGGGCCUCCAGCCGCUCCCGCGCCUCUGGGGCAGGCUCCGGCCCUCCGAGGCAGCGUGGGGCAGCGGGCCCGUCCGUGCGCUGCUGCUGCCCGUCAGACGUGGAGGACUUUGCUGCUCGUCCCUGGCGCUGUGGGCCUGGGCUAGAGGGCUCUUGCGAGGGCUGGAGCGGUUACCGUGAGCGUUCCUGCUAACGACCGUUUGCAGUGCUCCACGUUACUAUGGGCAUCAUCAGAUUUGUGUGGUGGUAGUUGCUUGCUGACAAGAUGAAGUUUAGUGGUAUCAUCAGCUGACGUAGGGGUCACCUCUCUGAAUUUUUGUGCCUGUAUAAAAUGGGCGGGGGCGGGCCCGUUUUUGAGUAUUUCAGUUUGUGGAGAAAACUUCUUUUCCCCCGCCUCUGCAGAUUUGUGUGCUUGACAGUAGCGCAGCUGAGAUCCUGUGGUAACUAGAGAGCUCCGUUUCACACAAGUAUCCUUAGAAAUCAGCGACCAGCCUUAAACUGUUCAUCUGUUGCACAGAAUGAGCGUGUUUCCCACUCUUGGGAAACUUAGCAUUACAGCAUAAAACAUUUUAGGCUUGAUCCUGCCAAUUUUAUUGAGGCGCCUCUGAUGAAAGUACUUUUCAAGUCAGUAGACUUUACUUGUGCUCUUUUCUGUUACUGUAAUGGAUUAGAGAGUCAUUUCCUUAACAUGACUUUUACUUUUUAGUAGUGAAACAAAAUGGUUGGCAGAAUGUAAACUUUUUUAUUUAUUUUGCUUUCAGUGGAUGUGUUUUGACAGUAAUAUUAAAAUGCUAGUUGUGGCCAAGGCACUUGCUUAUGUGUUUGGGUGUGAACUUGCUAUUUAUUGAGCUAAACUAGUACUGGCAAUGGAAAUUUUUCUGAUAAUCUCUAUCGUAGACUUACAUAAAUUGUUAGGCAAGAGGAGUGCUUCAAAUACAGCUGUGAGGAGGUAGGAAAACGUUUCUUUCCAUUUAGUACAGUACAGUGUAGCCAGUAAGAUGUUUAUCACACUUCUUGCUCUGGGUAUGUAGCCACUAUGGACAGAAUCUGUACUGAAUUGUUACUAAAACUUGCCUGGACACAGCGCAUUUUUGCAGAAGUAAGACCUGCUGUGGAGUACUGGUACUGCGUCUGUGUAGUCACCUCAGCUCGUUUAGUCUGACCGCACAUGUUAGUGAUUGAAAGAUGAAGACCUUCACACCCAUUGCUAGGUCUCCAUGGAAAGUAAUAAAAAUCAAUAACCUACCAGUGCUCAAACUGUUUGGAAUCAGAGGUGCAGCUUUCCUGGAAAAGCAAAUGACUGGAUCUUAGGGGCACCCAGGUAAUGCUGGUAGCAGCAUCGCAGAGAGAUCAGUGCCCUACCAUGUAUCCAUGUGUAGCAGUGAAGCAAAUUCAUACAUAGUUAUUUCUGAUUUUAUAACAGUGAGCUCUACUGUAUGCUCUGAGGUUUAUUUCAUAUGUAGUUCAUUAUAUAAGGAAGAAAUUUUUUACAAUGAGAGUGGUGAGACAUGGGAACAGGUUGCCCAGAGGCUGUAGAUGCCCCAUCCCUGGAAACACCCAAGGUCAGGCUGGACUGGGCUCUGGGCAACCUGAUCUAGUUGAAGCUGUCCCUGCUCACAGCAGGGGGGGUUGGACUAGGUGGCCUCUAAAGGUGCCUUCCAACAUAAACCACUCUACAAUUAAAGAGGAUGGUAUUAAAAAUCUGUAUCUGGAGGUUAUUAGAUAUUUAAACUCAGGAGGACUCAGGAAUACCUUUAAAAGCUGUCAAUUCACAAUACUUUUGUAAAUUCAACUUCCUUUUUUUUCUUUUUGUGUACCAUAAGUGUGUAUAUUGCAAUGUAACACCCCUGAGACAGUUUGUAAUCAAAAUGUCAGAAAUCAGCAGUAUGAAAAAGAAGAAAAAUUGUAACUCUUUUAAUGAAAACAUAGUUAAUUUCUUCACUGUUUAACUGAGAAGGGAUUUGACUUUUGGGUAAAAUCAAAAUAAAACCAGAUUCUCUGAGAAUAAAGAAGGAAACACAGCUUGGUGGACUUUGUUACCUCCAUUUUUCAUUGGAAGGUCCUUUAAAAUAAAAUGGUGCUGUAAAUAAAAUUGAUGCUGUAGUAGAGGGAAGAGCUGUGCCAAACUUCUUUGUGCUGAGAUUUCUAGAAAUAAGAAUGGAGGUCAGCAAUGGUUUCAAUUUUAUCCUGCAACUCUUUCUCUCCAUGGAACAUGUAAAUUGGUUCAUUUGGCAUGCUGUUAAGUUCUGCCCCAGAAUUCAGAGACUCUUCUUCAAUCCUUUGGUAUUUCCUAAACUGAAAUUAGGUUUAUUACAUUUUUAAUGUCUACCUAAUGUUUGCAUGUGUGUUUAUUUUAAAAUAGAUUGGUUCAAAAUUGCUGUGCAUGUUAGAAAUCCCAUUUAAUACGUUAACUUCACUAUUAAUGAUAGUCAGAUAUAUAAAUUCACAAAAUAUAGGUAAUCCUCUAAUUCUUUAAACAGGUCUUGAAAAUUAUGUUUUCAAAUGACAGGAUGGUAAAAUGGAUUGAAUUUCUGAUUCAAAGCAGAACUGAUACUACCAAAACCGUUGCAGAAGUAGAGGCAUUGCAGCUGGUGCCAUAUCCAUGGACUGCCGCCUAUAAACUCAGACGGUAACCGAGCCGUUUGCACAGUUGAGUUUUCACUGAUAGAAAAAGCAGAAGUGAAUGGGCACUUAACAUCCAGUUUGUUGAUGGGAAGAAAACUGGUUCAAACUGUUUAAAGGCUGGGACAACACGACAAGCUAUCAUCAGCAAAAGCAGAAAAAUAACAGCUGCUGUGAGUUUCAGAGAUCAGCCAUGGGCAUUAAGGGUUUGCAGGGAUUUGUGGCGAGAGUUUGCCCUGAUGCAUGCAGAACGGUAGAUCUGAGAGAGAUGGCAGAAAAACAUCGCAUUGAUCAUCCUGAUUUCCCACCUGUUAUUGUAGUAGAUGCCAUGAGCUGCAUUAGAUACUGGUACACACCAGAAUCCUGGGUGUGCGGUGGCCAGUGGCGGGAGUACCUUGCUGUUUUAGAGGAUUUUAUUAAAGCUUUUUUGGCAGCUGGUAUCAGGUUGGUGUUUUACUUUGACGGAGUGGUAGAAGAGAAAAAGAGAGAUGAGUGGAUCAAACGGAGGUUGCAGAAUAACAAGGACAUAGCCAGAAUAUUUCAGUUUAUCAAGACUCACAGGAAACAACCAGGGAGGGGAAUGUUCGUUGUUCCAUCAGCUUUGCCUACUUUUACACGUUUUGCCCUGAAGUCACUUGGUCAGAAAACUGUAUGCACUUUGCAAGAGGCAGACUUUGAGGUGGCUGCAUAUGGUUUGCAGCAUAACUGCAUAGGAAUUCUCGGGCAAGAUAGCGACUACCUCAUCUAUAAUACAUGCCCCUACUUUUCCAUUGAGAAGCUCUGUUUGGACAGACUGGUCACUGUUAUGUACUCUCGAGAAGAUCUUUGCUGUGCGUUGGGUCUUAGUUUGACGCAUCUCCCUCUUUUUGCUUGCUUGCUUGGCAACGAUGUCGUUCCAGAAAGCUUGUUGGAAGGCUUUUGGCAUAAAUGCUUAGUCACCAGUCCCCACAAGAAUAACAGCUACAACCGAAGAACAAACAUACUUUUAGCUGUAGCAAAUUACAUCUCAAAAAUUCCGUGCUCGUACAGCAGCCUGAAACACUUAGAAGAGAUGCUACCUUUGGGAUCAGACAAGACAUUGCUUUACAGAGGAGUGGAGUCCUAUCUUUUGCCCGGGCAGCAGUCUCCAUGGUUUCCUCCCAGUGCAACAAAUUGCCAAACGUUCUCCCCUCAACAACAAACACCCGUGUGUCAAGAUAAGGAAAUCUUUCAGUUGGCUAAAGAACAGCAUAUCCGAUCUGAAAAUUAUACAAUCUUCAAUAUCCUGAGUAAUGGCGAGAUUGAGUGCAGCAACUCUUUGGAAGAUGAAUGUGAUACGGAGAUUCCUGGACAGGCACUUAUCUACCGCCCUGCUCGUCAGCAUAUUUAUUCUGUCUUGUUGGAAUCUGGAAAAGGUGGAGCCUAUCCUUUGGUAAAAGAGUGGUUUGUCUAUUUUGGAAAUCCUCUCCAGCAGCCGGAGCUCAUACAACCUGUACAACCUUCUAUUCCAGGUGGAACACCUAAUUUGAAAACACUGUGGUUUGCCAAAGGACCUGACGUGGAAAAGCAACGGUAUAGCACAUUUCUGGCAUGCUUUGACCUUCAGGACAGGAUGGAAGAGCUCCAAGCUCUAGAAGCACCUGUUGCAGCAUUCUGCUGCUUGCUGGCCUAUCUUAUGAUGCAGGUCAGUAGCCUUUCUCUGGAGGAUUUAAAUGCAUUUGUGGCUCUCAUUCUCUGCCUCAAAGGGAAGUCAGCUGCUCAACUGGCAGGUUUGCAGCUUGCACAAGUGGACUCCAGAGGUGUACAUCUUGGUGCUGUCUUUGUUCGUGGCCUUACAACUUUGCUCAUGGCCAACAGUGCUUGUGGCUUUCCAUUCCGAAUGGAUGAUUUGAUGCCUUGGGAAGUGUUUGAUGGAAAACUUUUUCAAGAAAAGUACCAGCGGUCACACCGAGGUUGCUCUUUGGAAGAGCUUUUGGAGGGCAAAGAGUCUUUGUAUACACCCUUCCAGAAUCUGAAGUCUUUCAUUUGCAAGGCUUGCAUGGCGAAGAAAAGAACGAUACAGAGCAGACCAAGAGGGAAUGGAUUUAUCCCAGGAACGCAACAAAGAGAAUUUAAUCCCAGGUUCCAACAAACACACAGAAGUUCUUUUAUUCCGCCGUAUCAUAACCAGAUGAGGGCGUUCCCAUGGAGAAAUCCUCAACCACAAGGUAGAGAAUACGGAUUGGGACAUCCAGGCCGGAAGAGAAGAUUCCACCUUCCUCCUCAGUAAAGAACACGUGUACAGGUAGCAAACCGAGAUGAUGGGACAGUUGCCAUUGAGAUAAUUUUUGUCUAUGAGAGCCUCUUUUUAUGAACUUUACAUAGUAACUGAACCAUGUGACUACGGAUGAAAUCGCUCAACGCUGAGGCUAUUCCACUUUUUAAUCACUUGUCAUGUUAGGUCUGAGCUUCCCAUGAGACCGGAAUCACUAAAACUUAAGUUAAAGGUACCAGCUGAAGCACAGUAGCAUCCCAAUAUAGCGUCAUUGUUUUGCCUGUUUGACACUGGAAAGUCUGAAGUAUUUUGACACCAUUAUUAGAUAACCCUAACUGUAAGUUUAAUGACUUAAACUGUAAGUUUUGCAUAUUUUUGUUACAGUGGUGUAUAUUACAGGAGUUUGCUCACCAUGACUGAUGUGGCAUAUCCAUGUUGAACUGUGGCUUGUGUCUUAAUUGCGGAUUAUAUGUUUAUCUUAAGGGUUAUACCAUUGUUACUGAAACCUGUUGAAAAGCUGGAAACAUGACAUCACUGACGUAAACGUCAUCUGCCAGUGAAACAAAAUGGCCUUCCUGUAAAAUGCAGCACUUUCUUACAAGAGCCAAAAAUUGCCAUUACUUUUAGCACAUGUAGUUAAGCAACUUUUUCUAUCUCAGCUGACGGUGUGGAGUGAGCCUUAUCGCUGCUGAGGAGAGGAGGAUUCAGUCAUGCUUUACUUGUGUAAUAAAUAAUAUGUAUGAGAACUAGGUAAUUUUCCUGUCCAGAACUCCAAUUUAAACAAUCUUCAGAAUUAUUUCUUAAAAUUUGGUAUAUUUUACUUCUUGAUUCCAUUCCAGUCAUGUAUGUAUUUCUUUAAUUAUAAGAUCAAUGAAUUGUAAAUAGAGUUAAUAUAAAUAAUACUGAAGAAAUGUAAAAUAACAGAGCACAUCAAUUUUUAACAGCACCGUAGGAUCAUAUCCUGGUAAAGUCACAAAAAACAUAUUACAUGUGUUUUUAAGAAACUCUUUUAGAGAUUACAACAACUUUCUUACGUCUUCCAUUUGUUUUUAACUGAAUGGGUAUGCAAUCAGAGGUGCUUUACUUGGUUACUGUCUUCAGGCAAACAAAUAUUAGGCCAUUAUGUAGCAAUCCCAUUUUAAAUCAUGAAGUGUAAAAGUUGUACCAGAGGAGAAAAGUGUCAACAGCACUUAUGUCGCAGAGCAAAUGGGUGGCACACUCAGAACCGUGUUUAUCUCUUUACGGAUCUGCAUCUCAACCUAAUUGAAAAUUGUCUCCGUCUAUGUAAUCUCCAACGAUUCCCUGCUUUUCUUAGGUUUCUAGCAAUUUCUGAAUAGGUUUGGCUCAAACGGAUGUUUAUGGAAUGGAGCGGUUUUCAUCUGUUUAUGUGCUUUGAAAUCACAGGAUUUUUGGUUUUGUACUUCAGCAUUUUCACUACAUGAAGUUAAAUAAUUCCUCCUGUAUGAGAAGAAGAGAAAUUAUAUGAUGAAAGGAAGAUGAAAGCCUCAUGUCCUGUUGCUACUCUUAAAAAAAUAGAGUGAGCAGGAGAAAAAAAGGAUAUACAAAGAUAGAGGCAAAAUGUUAAGAGUGAGUUUUGAAACCUGAUACAGUUUGCAGAUUUUCGUAAGAGCGUGUUUAGCUCUUGAGGACGAUGACUAUUCCAAACAGUGAAGUCAGUGGUGUUGCACAUGGACAAAACUCUCUAUUUACACAGAGAGCUGUGGCUUGGAUGUUUAUCAUGUUGGAAAAUCCACUCUUUUGGAUUAUUUUUCUUUUUUGUUUUGAAUAAUAUUGAUUAGUGUCUCGUUAGUGUAGUUCUCAGCCUUAGGCUUCUUAUUGUAUUACUGCCAGGAUUAUUUAUUUUUAUAAGCAUUUGAAAAUUAAAUUUGUAUCUGAAAACUAUCUCAUGACCCACACUAACAGAGAGUAGCAGACACUAGAAAACUUAAUGCUUGCAGAACUUAAGGUUCAAAACAUAAGUGCUGAUCUGGGUAAUUACUAUACAGAUCACUUAACCCAGAACGCAUCAUUACAGUAGUUUAAUCACCUGCAUAACACAGAUCACGAAAUCUUACCCAGCAACAGGCCAUAACUUCUAAAAUUGUUUCGGUCUUGAUGUUCGUGUGUCCUGUUUGGUUCCUCACAACUGUUUGUCUUUUAGAUCACCCAGGUGACCCUACUCAUUUCUGGAAGUGGAUGAAAAUGCAUGAGAGAACAAGAAAUGUUUUUAUGAAAUGCUAUGUGCUGAAGAUCAUAAAAACUUCGGUAUUUCAAAAGUGGUGGUGGGAAGGCUUUAAUUGGAAAUUUAUCAUGCCUCAUUUUCAGUUCCAUUUUAUUUUGUAUACUUUUUCCUAGCCUAUAGCUUAGAGAAGUAAAUUAUGGAGUGUCGUGAAGCAAUUGUUGCAUAAUUUAGGUUCCAGAUAGUAUUGUUCAGAGCAGUUUACAAAAACCUUCUUGGCACAGUUAUGAAAGAUGAUGAUUGAAAAAAUUAUGUCUCAAAAGUAGAGGCCAGUCCUAGGUGUUGAAGAAGGCUAGAAAAAUUUAAUGAAUUCAUCUAGUUCUGUCAUGAAAACCGUUAUCUCUUCUGUUAAACCUUUAUGCUAUAUGAUGCUGAAAGUGCCCAGUCUUGGAAAAAAAGGGGACCUCUAAGGCAUUUACAAUCAUACCACGCUUCAAAAAUUUUACUUUUCUGCCAUGUGGCUUACUUUUAUAGUUCCUCAGUCUCGGAGAAUGAGAAAGGGGUAACUAAAACAUUCCAGAAAGUUAUAACAUUAGUUUCUAUGUACAAAACUGCUACGGCUUUUAUUUUGGGGCCUUUCAGAGCUGAGUCAAACAUAUAGUCCUCUUCUGGAAUACCUAGAAUUCUCCUCCGUGUGUAGUGAGUCAUUUAUGGAGCAUUUAAGGUUUAUGCCAAACCUUACAUCUGUCUUUAGCCUCUAAGUAAAGGUGUCCAUGUGAACCUUCGGCCAGUAUCAUUUCAGAGAAAAUUCUAAAUCAAGGGGAAACUACCAGACAUUUUGAGUGCAAGCAGUAGUUUGAAGCCCGCAGAGUAAGUUUUUGUUUCCUGUUGGCAUCAUCGAUGCUUCUUUUGCAGAUAUUAGCGGCACCGUGAUUUCACUCCAUACUGAUAAGGUAGUCCCAAGAGAUCUAAGUAAAUGUCAGAGUACAGGUAGGGCAGUCGGGUAUCUCCUGUCUUAAUUUCCACUGGUCUAUUAUUCAUCACACAGACUUUUUAAUUCUUUGGAGAUAUGUGUAUUUUUAGAAUAGUACAUAUGUACACUUGAAAUUAAAUGUCUUUUAGAAGCGUUUAGCAUGAGGAAAAAGCAUUAUUUUCAUAUUCCAAAGAAAAAUUUUGCCUCUAAUUUUGAAAUCUAUUUCCAGAAUAAGUACUAUAGCUAUUGCACAAGUUGCACUUAUCUUUAUGGUACAGUGAUGACUGAUUUAAACUCUCUUGAUUUGUUAUUUGCUCAGCUAAUGUUGUUUCUUAGGCCUUGUGCAGGUAACUCCUUUGAGUCAACUGUCAGUGGAAAUUAGUUCCUAUUUAGUAUACAUAUUACAUCAAAAUGUAUAGUAUUGUCAGACAUCUGUAACUCAAUACUAUAAUUUCCUCGCAUGUAUUUUUCUGUUUGUAACCCAAUAAAUAUAUCCUUUCGUACUCUGCAUAUAGCAACAGUCCAGCUAAACAAUAAAUUGGCAGCAAUACAGCAUUUCUAGUUUUAUUAAAAGUUUGGACAGACACAAUUUUUACACAACGCAAUGUCUGAUUUGCGUUCCAGGGAUCCUGUCAUGAUAGGGGCAUUCCUGCUUCCUUUUUCUGUUGAUUUGUCACUGGUUGUAAUUGUACUAUCACUUUUUUCCUUUUCUUCCUCCCCCCCCCCCCCCCCCCCAGCCUUUUGGAAUAAUGUGUUCUGAGUUUUAUGGAAAGUUCUCUAGUUUCAGGAAUCUCAUGAUGUACAGUAGUGUAUUUGAAAAGAAUGUAACUGUGUGCCAGAAAUUUUUUUGGUAUUUCCCCCUUCAGGCUUUGAUAUGAGAAAAGAUUUCUGUUGGCUUCAAUAAACAAAGUUAAAUGCA
This is a messenger RNA of Phalacrocorax carbo (great cormorant), 9106 nucleotides long. Lineage: Eukaryota; Metazoa; Chordata; Aves; Suliformes; Phalacrocoracidae. The record is from RefSeq and is a predicted model, not a curated record.